AUGCAGAGAAUCACGACCGGUCACCUCCGUGUUUACACGUACACGCACAUUUACGAGUUUCCCGCUCCCUCUUCCACUGAUGCGAAUCCGCACGACGAACUCGUCUCGGAGCUUCGUGUCGUGAACGACGCGUUCUGGAUCAGGCUAUGCACUAUGGGCGACCUAGGCUUCUCUGAAGCAUACAUGUAUGGAGAUGUUGAAUGUGACAACCUUGUCGUUCUUUUCAAGAUUUUUCUCCUUAACCGCAAGAACCUGUCUAACCUUGACUCCAAGGCGUCUUACCUAUUUACGCUUCCGCAGAAGCUGACCUCUUAUCGCUUCCUGAACACUAUAAGCAAUUCGCAGUCUAACAUAUCAGCCCAUUAUGAUAUCUCCAACGAGAUGUUUGCUGGAUUCUUAUCUGAGGACAUGACUUACUCUUGCGCUAUCUUUAGCGACCUUGAUAAAGACUUGAAGUCCCAUCCCGACGACUUGGAUGGAUGGAGCGGAGGACAGGGCCUACGCCGUCUAGACGCUAAUGCACAGAAAACGAUACUCUCUUCAACAUCAGCGACUGAGCCCUCAAACGACGAGCUCUACGAAGCUCAAAAUCGGAAGCUGCGACAUAUUAUAUCGAAAGCCAAAGUUCAAGAGAAUCAUCGAGUCCUUGAGAUAGGCUCGGGAUGGGGCUCUUGUGCAAUCCUUUUGGCCCAAACCUACCCUGGAACCACCGUAGAUACCCUCACGCUCUCGGUGCAUCAGAAGACUCUCGCUGAAAAGCGGAUAGCAGAAGCUGGUCUUCAAGACAGGAUCAAGGUCCACUUGAUGGACUACCGGUGCAUGCCACCGGAGUGGGAAGGUAGCUUCGACAGAUUCAUCAGCAUUGAAAUGAUUGAAGCUGUCGGUGCUGAAUACCUCGCGGAGUACUGGAGGAAAGUUGACUGGGCAUUGAAGACAGAAGGCGGCGUUGGCGUAGUUCAGGUCAUCACGAUCCCUGAACCUCGUUAUGAUAGGUACAUCCAAGAGAUCGAUUUCAUUCGGAAAUGGGUGCUUUUCCCCGGCGGCUUCCUGCCGACCGUUACGCUUCUCCUCUCCGACAUGCAAAAGGGAUCAUCUGGCCGACUCGUCACAGACUCCAUCUCGAACAUCGGUCCUCACUACGCAAGGACACUCCGCGAAUGGCGCAGGCGCUUUUUAAAGCAGUUCGACUCCGUCAUCGUUCCCGCUUUGAAGGCGGAAUACCCGACAGUGAUGAAUGGGCUCAAGGGUAGGGAGGAAAUCGAAGUGUUCAAGCGAAAGUGGUUAUGUGACUGUUACUGUGAAGUCGGUUUCACGACGCGCACGUUAGGAGACCACAUCAUCACGUUCACAAGAGAGGGAUGCCAAGAGUUUGGUUGCGACGUUUGA
This is a messenger RNA of Coniophora puteana RWD-64-598 SS2, 1386 nucleotides long. Its product is annotated as CFS1-like protein. The transcript is spliced from 7 exons. The record is from RefSeq and is a predicted model, not a curated record. Lineage: Eukaryota; Fungi; Basidiomycota; Agaricomycetes; Boletales; Coniophoraceae. Gene Ontology annotation, biological process: lipid biosynthetic process. The coding region runs from base 1 to 1386 and encodes 461 amino acids.